ACACUCAGGGGCGCAGGGUUUCAUUUGAUCUCUUUGGUUUUCAUUCUUUGCGAGCAGUUCCAGUUACUUUAAAACUCUAUUUGAAUAACAAUAAAGCCAUGCAAGUUCAACAACAGGUCACCACUAUUACUUCCACGCAGAGCGCGGAAUGGAGCACAGGCAUUUGUGACUGCUGUUCUGACAUGGGCACAUGUUGCUGUGCCACGUGGUGCUUUCCCUGCUUUCAGUGUCAGACGGCCUCCCAUUUUGGCUGGUGUUGCUGCAUGCCUCUACUCGACCCGAUAGCCUGUUUUGCCGUGUCUUGCUGCAUGCGCUCCUCCAUGAGAGAGCGCUACGGCAUCCAGGGUUCUUGCUGUGGAGACGUUGGGUGUGUGGUUUGUUGCUACCCCUGCACCUGGUGCCAGAUGUCUCGUGAGGUUAAGGCACGGGGCAGAGGGGGGACCCAACAGGUUCACGUGGUCACCCAGCAAAUUGUGCCGGGACUCUAAAAGGAGGUUUCUCACUGGAUAGAAGGGACUGCUUUAGCGAGUGCUUCAACUCUUCGUAUUCGAAUAUUGUGUGCAGGUCAGGGUUGGUUGGUGUUCAAGGUUAAAACCGCAUUUAUCGUUUGAAAAUACGUUUCCGGAAUUCAUAUCAAUGCCAAAUAUCAAAGACCAAGAAAGAUAACCUUUAUGGAAUGCCACUCCAGUUUAUUAUGUUGGAAAUAUAUUGUAUCAUGGUCAUUAAGUGUUCAUGUCUGUUAAAUGAGCACUGACUUUGUGAAAAAGCUGCUUUAUUAAAUAAAUGUUUUGCAUACAAUUACU
Esox lucius (northern pike) is the source of this 803-nucleotide messenger RNA. It is a transcript of the gene ponzr1, whose product is annotated as plac8 onzin related protein 1. The record is from RefSeq and is marked provisional. Lineage: Eukaryota; Metazoa; Chordata; Actinopteri; Esociformes; Esocidae.